Electrophorus electricus (electric eel) is the source of this 1885-nucleotide messenger RNA. RefSeq names its product ceramide synthase 5 (gene cers5). NCBI's taxonomy places the organism in Eukaryota, Metazoa, Chordata, Actinopteri, Gymnotiformes, Gymnotidae. Gene Ontology annotation, cellular component: membrane. Gene Ontology annotation, biological process: ceramide biosynthetic process. Gene Ontology annotation, molecular function: sphingosine N-acyltransferase activity; DNA binding. The record is from RefSeq and is a predicted model, not a curated record.
AUUUAGCUUGUUUGUGAUUUCCAGUUUUCGACAACUAAAUACUACCACCGGUUAUACGACUGCGGAGGUGGGGCUAAUAAAUUCAUCAUCCUCGCUCCCUCGUGGUUGCGGAAACAGUUCAAUGGUGGUUAACCUCGUACACGUUGCUGUACACAGAAAAGGGGGCGGUGAAUACAUAACCCCUUCAUUUUUCUUUAGGUACUUCACUUCCUUUUCUAGACACAAUUCUUAACAUGGCUGCUCUUUCAGCCUGGUUUUGGAACGAAAAAUUCUGGCUUCCUCAUAAUGUGACCUGGGCGGACUUCGCGGACCCAGCGCCCGGGGUGGAGUAUCCUAAAGCCGGACACUUGCUCACAGCUUUGCCCCUGGCCCUGGGGAUAUUCGCUGUCAGGAUAUUAUUCGAAAGGUUUAUAGCAGGUCCAUGUGCGUACAUCCUUCAUAUCCACGCCGAGGUGAGCCGGAAAGCGCAGCAGAACCCUGUCUUGGAGAAAGUGUUUACAUGUGUCACAAAGUGCCCAGACUCCCGGCAGCUCAAUGGGCUGGCCAAGCAGCUGGACUGGGAAGUGCGGAAGCUCCAGCGAUGGUUUCGGCACCGGCGAAACCAGGACAAGCCCACCACGCGGACCAAGUUCUGCGAGAGCAUGUGGAGGUUUACAUUUUAUCUGUGCAUAUUUACCUAUGGGUUCUGCUUUCUGUGGCAGUCUCCCUGGAUGUGGGACACACGACAAUGCUGGUACAAUUACCCCUAUCAGGUCCUCACACCUGGCUUAUAUCACUACUAUGUGACAGAGCUGGCCUUCUACUGGUCGCUUAUGUUCUCCCAGUUUACAGACAUCAAGAGAAAGGACUUCCUCAUCAUGUUCGUGCAUCAUCUGGCCACUGUGAGCCUGAUAAGCUUCUCAUAUGUAAUCAACAUGGCACGAGUGGGAACCCUGAUCUUGUGCGUGCACGAUGCCUCUGACUUCCUCUUGGAGGCCGCAAAGUUAGCAAACUAUGCCAAAUAUCAGCGCCUGUGCGACUUCCUGUUUGUGAUGUUUGGAGCAGCCUUCAUCGGAACAAGGCUGAUCAUUUAUCCUUUCUGGAUCCUGAACAGUACUAUGUUUGAAAGCUGGGAGCUGGUGGGGCCGUUCCCCUCCUGGUGGCUCUUCAACUCCCUGCUACUGGUGCUGCAGGUACUGCACAUCAUCUGGUCCUACCUCAUCGCCCGCAUUGCCUUCAAAGCCCUGAUGCGAGGAAAGGUGUCCAAAGAUGUUCGUAGCGACAUUGAAAGCAGCUCAGAGGAAGAAACUGUAAAGACCUACAGCCAUGCUGCUUCUGCAAAACGAGAGAACGGCACCAACGGCCAUUUUGGCUCCAAGCCCUGGACCCAGAACGACAAUAGCGGGUGACCUGUAAAGGUCGUCUUAGGCAUUCACAGAACUGUCAAUACCACGGCAUUGUAAUUGGACUUUGCUUCAUCUAUUUCCCCACUGAACCAUAAAGAUCUAUUAUGGGAUGCCUGAGACCACAUGCAUGUACCCCAUUUUUACUACACACACUGAGCUGACAUUGUGAUGAAUGUUCUGUUGAGAUGGUAGAUGCUGAUGCCUAAUUUUGUGAAAUGCACGAAAAAGGACAAAUGUGAGAUUAAAUGGGUAAUUUUUGCAUUCCUUGGUUUCAGAAGCAAAAGUGUGCUCACCAACUUCCUAAAGCUUCACGUUUUACUGAAGUCAAGGAAGAAGUCCUUUCCCACUGUUAUUGACUCUGAUGUACUUGAUUUUUAUACAUAUUUCCCUAUUCAGUUACUGAUGUUUGUUUCCAUGCCUUUUUUUUUUUUUUUUUUUUUCAAUUUCCUUCAUUUUUAGAAACCAAAUAAGUUUAUUAAAAUAUGAUUUGAUCACGUUGA